AUGAGAGCCUCUACAGACACUGUCCCUGGUACCUUCAUCUGCAGGCUACAGGGAGAUUAUCUGCAAUGCAACAAGGAACAAAGCCAGGAGGAGAAAUCUAUUGCCAUCAACGAUAUAGUCUGUAUUCUUCCCAGUUCUAUGGAAAGACAGGAAACCACAUACAGCGUGCUAUAUCUCGAGAGACAUAGUGGAUCCUCUGAUGCUAACACAGUUGAUGACCGUGUGCGUCUCAUUAGAAUCAGCACGGGAUCCCUACCAUCAACAUUGCUGUCGCAGUAUUUUUACAAGGAGUUACCUCGCCAUCUCAGUCUUUUGUCCAGAAUCCAUGUUGUGAUAUCAACCGGCUCAGGAGCGGGGAAAGCAAAGGGCCUAUAUCAAGAUGUCCUACAACCCUUUCUAUCAUACCUCGGUUUGACUACAUGCGAAGUCCAUGAGACGCAGUCUUCCCAGACAAUAACAGAGCUGGCGCAUUUGAAAUUCAUUCCCUGCGCCCAAACCGGAAUAGAUCAAACCAUCAUCCUCCUUUCUGGUGAUGGUGGUCUGGUUGACAUUGUUGAUGCCUUCUACAAUUCUUCAAAGAGGAUGAUUGUUCCACCCUGUAUUGGCUUGAUGCCAACAGGCACAGGAAAUGCUAUGGCCAAUUCCAUCGGUUUGCAUUGUCCAACAAUGGGGUUAAUGACGUUACUGCGCGGAAAACCGAGACGCAUACCAGUGUUUGCCGCUAGCUUUUCACCGAAAUCACAGUAUAUCAUCGAGGAGGGCCGUGGCCGAGCCCCUAUAUGUAGCGAUCAAACGGCGGAGACUGAGGACCACAAGGUUUAUGGUGCUGUUGUUGCGAGCUGGGGAAUACAUGCCGCGCUGGUCGCAGACAGUGAUACGCUUGCGUAUCGCAAGUUUGGCGUCGAUAGAUUCAAACUGGCCGCAAAGGAGCUUCUCUGGCCAUCCGACGGCUUACCGACGCAUAGUUAUCAUGCUAUGAUCACCUUGGCCAAAAAAAGCAAAGGUGCCAAUAACCAGCAAAUGGAGGCUAUGGACCAGAAUGAACACAUGUACGUGUUGGCCACCUUGGUCUCAAGGCUUGAAAAGGGAUUCGUGAUCUCUCCAGACACAUCCCCACUCGAUGGCUGUUUGAGAUUUGUUCACUUUGGCCCGAUGCCGCCGGAUGUAGCGAUGCAACUGAUGAGCAAAGCGUAUCAAGGCGGUCUCCAUGUCCACGAAAAAGCGGUGACAUAUAAAGAAAUUGAGGGCUUCCGUAUUGAUUUUCGCGAGGAAGAUGAACGAUGGAGAAGGGUCUGCAUUGACGGGAAGAUAAUAGCUGUUGAGCGAGGUGGUUGGAUGGAGGUGCGCAGAGAACCACGGUGCCUACUGAAUCUUAUCGCCGAUUUCCCUUGA
Molecule: messenger RNA, 1392 nt
Organism: Aspergillus chevalieri
Lineage: Eukaryota; Fungi; Ascomycota; Eurotiomycetes; Eurotiales; Aspergillaceae
Product: diacylglycerol/lipid kinase family protein
Exons: 1
Coding region: 1-1392 (463 amino acids)
Biological process (GO): sphingosine biosynthetic process
Cellular component (GO): cytoplasm; membrane; intracellular membrane-bounded organelle
Source: RefSeq, a predicted model, not a curated record